UAGAGUCAGCGUUUGUUGUGUAAUAACAUUUGUUAUAUUUUCUAGAGCACAAUAGCUCUUAAUAGUUAUAAAUUCAAUUACAAUAUUUAUACGCGAAAUUAGAGUCAGUAUGUAAAUGGACGCGUUAAUAACCUACUUUUUUCCUUUUUUUUUUAUACAUCUUUAUUUUAAACAUUCGCCCUCGGUAGUGGAAACGCAAGUUUUGCAAGAGGACAUAGCCUCUCCUGGAAUCUCCCCAUGAAUGUUCAUCGCUCCUUCCACUUGCUCCUGUUUCUUGAAAAAGACCUAAUGGGGCUUCAGAUGUCUAGAAUCUUUCUUUCGUGGGAUUGCAUGGCUCCCCUUGAUGAUGGUCUUCACGAUGACUUUCCCUGAGCUACCGGAGCAUCGAUGGCCCUGUUCUUCGCAUCUAAUGGUUAUACUACAAAAAUGUACGCGAUAUAUUACAUUUCUAUUUGUAUAAUUGUUUGUACGAUAAUCAUUGCAAGAGUAUAUUUUGUAAUGUUUCCUACACAUAAAACAAGCGGAAGGAAAUCAAUUCGAAAUAAACCAGUUAAAACAAUGAUUGUAUUAGGAUCUGGAGGACAUACCGCAGAAAUGAUAAGAAUACUUAAUUAUUUAAGCUUUAAAAAUUACUCACCAAGAGUAUAUGUGUAUGCUGAUACAGAUUCAAUGAGCAUUGAAAAAGUUAAAUAUUUAGAAAAGAAUAAUGUAGAUUAUAAGAUAAUUAAAAUUCGUAGAAGCAGAGAAAUUCAUCAGUCGUACUAUACAUCUAUUUAUAGUACUAUUUAUGCAACUCUGGAAUCAAUUCCUUACUUGUGGAGAGAAUGUCCAGAGGUACUUCUAUGUAAUGGUCCAGGAACUUGUGUCCCUUUAUGUAUAGUAGCAUUCUUAUUUAAAGUAUUUUGUAUCGCGCAAACUACUAUAAUAUUUGUUGAAAGUUUUUGCAGAGUCAAAACAUUGUCAUUAACGGGAAAAAUUUUGUAUUAUAUAGCAGAUUACCAAAUAGUACAAUGGCCAUAUUUACAAGAGCCAGAUGACAAAAGUAGUAAAAUAUUUUAUUUCUAAAUAAAAUAACUUUAAUUUAUA
Molecule: messenger RNA, 1086 nt
Organism: Bombus terrestris (buff-tailed bumblebee)
Lineage: Eukaryota; Metazoa; Arthropoda; Insecta; Hymenoptera; Apidae
Gene: Alg14
Product: UDP-N-acetylglucosamine transferase subunit ALG14 homolog
Exons: 4
Coding region: 388-1065 (225 amino acids)
Biological process (GO): dolichol-linked oligosaccharide biosynthetic process
Cellular component (GO): UDP-N-acetylglucosamine transferase complex
Molecular function (GO): nucleic acid binding; nucleotide binding
Source: RefSeq, a predicted model, not a curated record